ACUUGAUCCUUGCGAGGCAUUGAGAAAUAAGAAUAUUCGAACAACAACAACAACGACAACAACAACAACAACAGCGACAACGACAACGACAACGAUUGUUUUUGUCACAAGAGAAAAAAAAACCGAAGGAGAAACGAAAUGUCUCUCAACACCUCCGGCCUCCCCCCGCCCCCCUCCGUCUCCCGCACCACCGUGCAGAUGGCAGGCCUGCUGGUCGACGUCUACGGCCUCGCCGAGCUGCCGCCCGCCGCCACCCGCGUCUCCUGCCUCUGGCUGCACCACCCGCGCACCCGGAGCAAGGAGCACAUGGCCGACAUCGCCGCGCGCUGCGUCGGCGCGUGGAACGCUCGUCGUCGCCAGCAGCACUCUGAAAAUGAUGAUGAUCGUCGUGGUGGCGGUGGUGGUGGUGGUGGUGCGGGAGAGCAGCAGCGGCAGACGCGCGGAUUGAUCGCGCUGGCGUACGACCAGCGGAACCACGGGACGCGCAAAGUGGACGAGCGGGCCAACGGGAGCUGGCGCGAAGGCAACCCGAUGCACGCCGUCGACAUGUUUGGGGUGGUGCAGGGCAUGGUGGCGGACCAGAGAGGCCUGUUGGACCUGGUCGAGGGGUAUCUCUUCGCUGGUGAUGGGGGUAGGAGGAAGAUUGACCAGCACCUCGCGCUCGGCGUGUCGCUCGGCGGGCAUAGCGUCUGGCAGUUGAUGUUUGCCGAGCCGCGGGUCACCGCCGGUGUCGUGAUCGUUGGUUGUCCCGAUUAUCUGAACCUCCUUUCGGACCGCGCAAGGUUGUCAAAGCUGUCGACGUACACGGCCGAUGAUGGCGGCGCGUCCUUCCUUGGCAGCAAGGACUUCCCCCCCUCACUCGUAGACGCGUGCAAGAAGUUCGACCCCAAGGCCAUCUUCUUCGGAACCGAUCCGGUGCCAGACAUCACGGAAUCAUCAUCGAAGUACCAUGGCACCGCAUUACAAAUCAUGCGAGAGCGUGUGCGCGGCAAAUCCUUCUUGCUCUGUUCCGGAGGCGAAGACAAGCUGGUCCCCUACCGUUGCUCCAAGCCGUUCGUGGACUGGUUCAGCCAAGCGGGCCGGUCCUGGUUCCGGGAGGAGGUCCUCUCCCUUUCGGUCAGCGACAGAGUCUACCCAGGAAUCGGGCACGAGUUCAGCCCAGACAUGAUCAGGGAUUCGGUGCAAUUUAUCGUCGACACUGUCGCCAGCGUAGACUUAAGGCCGUCAUCAACGCACGGGCAAGGCUCUUCUAAGAUUUAAUGCAAGAGGGAAGGGCCGCACAGGGCACCUAAGGUUUGUUGUAUGAGAGAAUAGCACACAGUCGGUUGCUGUGAAGAAUGUUUCUUUGGGGGGCAAUCAGUCCGCACUCGAGGAGGGGAGGGACGAGAGUCUCGAUUGUAUCCAACACCGCUCGCAGCGGCUGCCGGAGGCUAAGCCUAUCUCAAAUGUUGGCACUCCUGGCAACUGGCAGCUAUUCAACCGCUACAAGCUU
Molecule: messenger RNA, 1492 nt
Organism: Thermothelomyces thermophilus ATCC 42464
Lineage: Eukaryota; Fungi; Ascomycota; Sordariomycetes; Sordariales; Chaetomiaceae
Exons: 3
Coding region: 139-1260 (373 amino acids)
Source: RefSeq, a predicted model, not a curated record